Molecule: messenger RNA, 1212 nt
Organism: Penicillium robsamsonii
Lineage: Eukaryota; Fungi; Ascomycota; Eurotiomycetes; Eurotiales; Aspergillaceae
Product: putative transcriptional regulator
Exons: 2
Coding region: 1-1212 (403 amino acids)
Cellular component (GO): nucleus
Source: RefSeq, a predicted model, not a curated record
AUGCCGCCGAAGUAUACAAUGUCCGACUCCGAGUCUGAAGCUGAGAGUCAGGUACUCAACGCUCCCUCUGACCAGACUCUUGAGAGGAGUCUUCGCGACCAAGUGGCUGCAAUCUUCAAGUCGGGGAACAUGGAGGAAUUGACUGUGAAGCGUGUACGACUUGCGGUGGAAGCUACAUUAGGUCUUUCAGCUGGGUACUUUAAGUCUACAGAUGAUUGGAAAGCGCGGAGUGAGAAUAUAAUCAAGGACGAGGUGGAAAUACAAGAUCAGGCGAUACAAAAUCCACAAUCCUCUCCUCUUCCAAAGCCUAAGCCUACUGCCCCUGCGAAGCGAGCAAAAUCCGAGACCGCGCCAAAUUCUAGGAAGCGCCAGAAGACUAAGACGCCAGUGCCCGACGAGGAAGUUGAGCUAUCAGUCCCGUCGGACGACGAGAGUGACGAGGUCACAAAGCCUAACAGUCGAUCCAAAGCACCAGUGAAGGAGUCGCCGAUGAAGAAGUCCUCAAUGAAGAAGGUCUCCGUGCAGAAACCCAAGAAAGAUAUGUCAGACGCUUCUGAUUUAUCCGGUAAUGAGAGUGAUGACGACGAUGUCACAAAACCAAAGAAACGCUCGAAAGCGCCAUUGAAGAAGUCGCCAGAGAAGAAGGCAUCUGUGCGAAAGGCCCCCACGAAGGAAGCAUCAGACGCGUCCGAUGUUCCCGAUGAACCCAAUAGAGAUACCAAGGAUGAUUCCGAAAGCGAGAUGUCGGUGGUGCUUGACGAAGAACCUCAGCUUAAGGCUCCCCGCAAGCGACAGAAAACUGCUGGGGGAACUGCAACCAAGACGAAGAAAACUUCCAAAGCCAAGGAUGAGGAUAUUAGCCCGGACCAGGCUGAAAUCAAACGACUGCAAGGAUGGCUCAUCAAAUGCGGGAUCCGUAAGCUAUGGGGUAAAGAGCUGGCGUCUUAUGACACCUCCAAGGCCAAAAUCAAGCAUCUCAAGGGGAUGCUGGAGGAUGCUGGAAUGACUGGCCGGCCAUCCCAAGAGAAGGCAAACCAGAUCCGCGAAGAACGGGAGCUGAAAGCAGAUCUAGAGCAGAUCCAGCAAGGCGCAAAGCAAUGGGGUGCUAAGAGUGACGAGGAGAAUGAUGAGGAUUCGAAACCUCGGCGUAGGCCGAAUCGAGGGCGACAGUCGCUUGCGUUCUUAGAGAGUGAGGGCGAAGAGACCGAUUGA